UUGUAAAUAUGAUAAUCGCCGAUAUAUGCUUUUAUUUCCAUGUCUUGGAAACCCACGACAGGAAGUGAUUAAGCAACAUGUUUAUAAACAACCUGAUGAAACGAUUCUAUUUUUAACACCAUAUCGAAUGUUUCGAAUGUUGUCUGAUUCAUUUAGCAACGAAGCUUAUGUGAUGUCAUACACAAAUCAAUUAGUUGAUCUUUUCGUGGGAGAUUGGCUUUUCUUACGGAUUUUAAAGACCUGUGGACUAAAGCAGGACGUUGCAGAAGUAAAAUGGGAGAUGACGAUAGCUUCAAGAGAGAAGAAAACACAAUCAAGCUUCCCACUGCUUUCAAAAGGUUACGGGUUCAGCCAGAAAACCCUAAAGAUUCUCCUGACAUUGCAAUUAGUGAAAGUGUCCUUGUUGUCCAAGAGCUUUGGUUAAGGGACAGUGGUGGUCAGCAGAAAGGGUCAACCAAGAGUAGCGAUAAAAGCCAUCAAAAGUACAAGAAAAGCAGCAGCAGGAUGGAGCCAUACCCUCAAGAAGUAAUUUUUUCCAUGCAGAAGAUGACCUUGAAAAAGGAGGAGUGUAAUUCUAAACAUUGUCGUUGCUCAUCAAAUCAUGGUGAUUUGGAAAACCGAAACAAGUACAACUAUGCCAACAUCUCAGGAUCACCUCGUCGUUUAAUUCGAGAGGCAAGACUUAAACUGCAUCACUCAGAGAAAGACAGAAAGCAUAUCAUUAGGUCAGCUAGACUCAAACUGAUUAAGAAGGAUAGAAAGAGUGAUCCAACUGGGUUAAAUGUUAUGAAACUUUCUCAUUCUAACAACAAUUUUUCUGACAGCUCUGUAUUUGGAUCAGGUACAAAAAGGGUUCUUAGUGAUUUUUCUAGUAUGUGUAUCUCUUCUAAGAAAACAGAGACAAAUGAGUCUAUUGCUUUAUUUGGUGUUGAUCAUCGACAAAAUACAUCAGGUGGUAGAAAACAUUCUCGUGACAUUGAUUCCAAUAGUAACUCUCCUGGUUCUUCCUGUAGUCCGAAAGCCAAGACCGCACGCCAUUCUAAGACCAGAUCUGCCCCUGGCAGGUCAGUGGAAUCUGUGGUCAGCAAGGCUAGUCAAGAUCAAGUCUUAGAGAGAUCAUGUUCACAGGAAGCAAGACUUGAUGAUAUGACUGUAAAUGAAUUAGCAGGCUAUUUUGAAGAUUUUGUUUACAUCCCUAAAAAGAUGUCAAGCAUGGCUGAAAUGAUGUACACGUGAAUAGAGUUCACCUUAUUUGUGUUCAGUGCUAUUUGGUUGAAGUCUUGUUGCUUAUCACCUUUGUUAAACAUAUUGUUCAAAUAAUUCACUUUUUUAAUAUGUAAAUAUGAGUAUUAAUUUUUUUUUCUUUUCCUCUGAUCUGUUCUCCAACGGAGUUGAAACCUGAUAUUUUGUAGUAGUUUGAUGUCAAUGAUUUCAGUGAUAUUGUAAAUUUAAACAAAGUUUUUGUCACGGAAAUUUCAACCAUUUUGCACAAAUUGUGCAGAGCAAUUUUAAAGAUAAAAUGUAAUUAAACUUGAUUAAACACGUAACAUCUUGGCAAUUGUAUAUUUGGAUUAUAGUUAGAAGAAUUUAUUGUGAUAAAUCUGAAAGCUUAUUUACUAACGUGACAUCCUGCUUUUAGGCCAGUGUUAAUUAGCCCAUGCUCGUGUAUGAUUGCCCUAUUGUUGCAUUCAAUCUUGAUUUCUGAAGUUUUGUUCUCAUCCGUUUAGCCUUGUAUUGAUAUUUUGCAUUGCUUGAAUAGAGAUGGAACAAAUAAGAAUUUUAUGUAAUAUGGUAUUUUCUAUUUAAUUAAAUGUUAUGCAUGUAGUAAUACACGUUUUGUACAUGAAAACAAAUGGAGGGAAGGUGGGUUAUACAAGUUACAAAUCUUAAUUACCAUCCAAAUGUCAUGUACAACAUUUUGAAUUUAUAGCAAAUUCUUAGUGUGAAUAAAAUGUUCAUUUUGUUUUUGAGAA
This is a messenger RNA of Ylistrum balloti, 1973 nucleotides long. RefSeq lists its product as uncharacterized. Gene Ontology annotation, biological process: cellular response to hydrogen peroxide. The transcript is spliced from 4 exons. Bases 274 to 1236 code for a protein of 320 amino acids. Lineage: Eukaryota; Metazoa; Mollusca; Bivalvia; Pectinida; Pectinidae. The record is from RefSeq and is a predicted model, not a curated record.